AUGGGGAAUGUUAGAUCUCUCUGCAACAAGAUGGACGAGCUCACGGCGCUAACCUGGCAUGAGUGGGACUUCCGGGAGACUAGCCUGAUGCUGUACAUGAAGUCAGCUAACGACGGUAACUCCGGACGCGGUCGCCGAAGUGUGCUAAUUGGCCUGUUAGUGAAACUGGUUGGAGCCUCCCGAGUGUCCAAGUGUCCACACAGACAGAAGCCUCCUGUGUCAUGUUACAGACGGAAAAAGCUGCUGCUGAUGAAGCUGGCACAAACUAAAACCCUGAAAAGGAGAGUUUUGGAGGACAAGAGGAUGGAGAACGUCUCCUCACACCAAUACUUCAUCUUCAAUGGCUUCAACGAACUCGGAGCUCUGAGGCCCGUCCUCUUCAUCCCAUUUUCCAUCAUGUUCGUUGUGUCGUUGUCAGCCAACUCCCUGCUGCUGUACGUCAUCAUUUCUCAGAGGAGCCUCCACUCACCGAUGUGCAUCCUCAUCGCUGGCAUGGCGUUUGUGGACCUGAGCUACCCCCUGUUUUUUGUCCCUCACAUGCUGCUGAACUUCCUGUUCGACUGGAGGGGAAUCUCUCUGAUCGGCUGCCUGGUUCAGAUGCACUUCCUUCACUUUGUUUCAUCUUUUCACUCCACUUCUCUGGUAUGGAUGGCCAUAGACCGCUACUUCGCCAUCUGCACACCACUUUACUACAAUGAAUGCAUGGCUUUACCAAGAUUCCUCAAGUUCAUAAUCCCACUGGUGGUCAGAAACGCCAUCCUGAUCACACUGCUUGUGAGUCUGGCAGGAACACUGUCAUUUUGUGCUGAUAAUGUGAUAAACCACUGUUUCUGUGAGCACAUGGCCUUGGUGGAGCUGGCCUGUGGAAGUACAGCCAUCAACAACCUGACUGGGCUAAUGACUAUUUUCCUAAAUCCCGUAGCAGAUUUCAUCUUCAUUGCUGCGUCAUAUGUGGUGAUAUUUAACUCUGUGCUCAAGUCCGGCAAGUCAGGAGGCAAAGCACUUCACACCUGCAUCACCCACAUCGUGGUCCUUACUGUCAGUCUGACCAUCGCACUUGUGGCUUUCUUGUCAUAUCGGAUCAGAAAUCAUCUUCCUGCAGCCAUUCGAGUCUUCUUCAGCACCAUGUACCUGCUGUUCCCGAGCUGUUUCAACCCAAUGAUUUACGGCAUCAGAACCGCUGAGAUCCGACAGCACAUUAUGAAGACACUGAUGAGCUGUUGCUUGAUACAGACUGUGCCCCGUUAUUAGACAAUGACCACUCAAAUGCUCAUCACAAGCCGGCAUUCACCCAUUCACACAAACAUUUAUACAACUUUAA
Molecule: messenger RNA, 1321 nt
Organism: Scatophagus argus
Lineage: Eukaryota; Metazoa; Chordata; Actinopteri; Scatophagidae
Product: olfactory receptor 52K1-like
Exons: 3
Coding region: 1-1251 (416 amino acids)
Biological process (GO): G protein-coupled receptor signaling pathway
Cellular component (GO): membrane
Molecular function (GO): olfactory receptor activity; G protein-coupled receptor activity
Source: RefSeq, a predicted model, not a curated record